Molecule: messenger RNA, 1722 nt
Organism: Talaromyces rugulosus
Lineage: Eukaryota; Fungi; Ascomycota; Eurotiomycetes; Eurotiales; Trichocomaceae
Exons: 4
Molecular function (GO): FAD binding
Source: RefSeq, a predicted model, not a curated record
GAAGACACAAAAUACCAUAAACCAGGCAGUAUGGUACAAAAAGACUUCAAGGUGAUCAUCGUUGGUGGCAGCGUUGCGGGGCUCUCCCUCGCCUUGAUGCUGGAGAGAAACGGAAUCGAUUAUUUGGUUUUAGAAGCCUACCCCAACAUUGCGCCGCAAGUCGGGGCAAGUAUUGGUCUUCUUCCUAACGGGCUACGUGUACUAGACCAGCUUGGUUGUUGUGAUAAAGCGAUCGAAAUGGCAGAGUAUCCCGUCAAGAAGGUUUAUUUCAGAGACUCCAAUGGACAAUCGUUCUGGUCUUUUGACGAUUUCGACGAAAAGUUAAUAUACCGUCACGCAUAUCCACUCAUUUUCUUUGACCGCCAAAUGUUGAUCCAGAUCUUGUACGACAAAAUCCAAGAUAAGUCGAAAGUUCUUACGUCAAAGCGAGUUGCCACUGUCAAGCAGAGCCAGUUAAGUGCCACAGUAGUCACAGAGAAUGGCCAAAACUUCACAGGAGAUGUGGUAGUUGGUGCGGAUGGCAUCCAUUCAAAGGUCCGCCAGCAAAUGUGGCAAGAGGCACAGAAAGCAGACCCUACAUGGAUAGACCCAACGGAAGAACAAGCUCUUCCCGCUACGUACGCCUGCAUAUUUGGUAUAUCAAAGGGGGUUCAGGGUAUAGAAAAGGGCACGCUGACAUCUGUCUUCAAUGAGCAUUUCUCUUACCUUGUUCCUAGCGGACCCGGUGAUAGAACCUAUUGGUUUCUUGUCAGAAACCUAGGGAAAACUAUGUAUGGAAGCGAGAUACCUCGCUUUACGAAAGAGGAAGAAGAGGCGUUGGCUAAAGAACACAUGAACGAUCGUAUCACUCCGACACUACGAUUUUCAGACUUGUACAACAAGAAAAUAGCCUCCGUGUACACCAGUCUUCCUGAGUACGUUUACAAACGGUGGCAUUUCAACCGGAUUAUCACAAUAGGUGACGCGAGUCACAAGCUCGAGCCCCUGACUGGUCAAGGUGGUAAUUCAGCUAUCGAAACGGCUGCAGCGCUGACAAACAAUCUCGUAACCGCCCUUCAGGGCAGCCCUGGGCGUCAUCUCUCUGUCGGGGAAAUUUCUCAACUUUUUGCAAAUGUGCAGAGAGAACGAGAGGACCGGGUAUCGUCACUGGUCAAAGAUGCCCAUGCUCGACAGCGUAUGGAGUGCAUGGACUCCCCGCUCUUAAAAUAUGCGGCGAAAUAUCUUGUUCCAUAUUACCCAGAGUGGCUAGUAAUGUAUCGUUGGACGCAUACAUUCUCUCCAGCGCCUGCGCUGAAAAUGCUCCCUCAACCCAAUCAAAAGCACGUAGUACCAUUUUACGAUGAGCUCUCACGAUUUCCUACAGCACGAGGGUCACUUGGUGGUGCUUUAUACGUCGCAUACCUCCUGCUCGCUUUCACUGCGUUUCGCUUGCUACUUCUCGCAGGGAAGGAUAAUGGAAUGUGGUCAUUGCUUCGUGAAGCUAUCAUCAACCAAUUGAUUCCAGAUUCAAAUAUUCAACUUCGUCAAAAGUACACAGGAAUCGAAGCCAUCGAUAUGAAACUCAGGAUUCUCGUGGCGAUCUUUUACUCGGCAGUCACAGGGGCCUCGGGCCCAGAGCAGCCGCUGCAGCUGCUGUAUUUCCUGUCCGCCAUGCUGCCAAUGGUUGCAGUCAUUACGAUCGAAGGGUUUCGCCCUCGACAUAGAUGGACACUGUUGGCUUAG